AAAAUGGAGUUAUGUUCUUUUAUAAUGAUUGCGAAGGCCUAACAACUAACUUGCCCAAUUACAGAAAAGUAUGCCCUUCUUUGGCGUGCGGUGCCCGUGAACACUUGAUUUGGAAGUUGGAACGUACACUGUGGUUGUGGUUGGAACAUUAUGUGGUGACUUGUGGGAGUGCGCUGAGGUUGGAGUGUCCGAGUAGUGACCAUGUCAUCAAAAAGUGACAAGAAUUCUGGUAACUCUGACAAGGAGUUGGCUGUCAAAGCCAAAUCAGAGUUUAAUAAAGGAAACUAUGGAAACUGUGUACAGAUUUUGGAGAAGCUGACUGCUGACAAAAGCUGUGAUGUCAAACUGGCCCAUAAUAAGGCAGUAGCAGAGUUCUACAAAGGAGGUCUGAAGAAGACAGAAUCCUUCCAAAAGGCUCUGAAGGCCAUCUUUGAAAAGGCCAAGCUGCGCCCGGAGCGUCUGGAGACACUGGAGGACGUUGACACAUGCGUGCUCUACUACAACUACGCCGUCAUCCUCUACCACCUGCGCCAGUACCGCGCCGCGCUCGGCAUCGUCAGCAAGAUCUCACGCUACAUCGAGCCGCUCGAUGACGGCACCGCCAAAAAAAUCUGCUGGCUUCUGGCCGAGUGCUGCCUGAGCGCCCACCAGCCGGCGCAGGCGCUCGACGCCGUCCGCUUCAUCGAGGCCAAGUUCGUCACAAAGCCAGAGGACGCGCGCAAAAAGGACGGCACGCUGACCAGCCUGGCUCUGCGGAUGCACCGGUACCGGCUGCGGGCCGGCCUGCAGCUGCACAACCUCUCUGACGUGGCCUCGGACGUGCGUCUUCUCGCUGACACGGACAUGAGCCGCGCGUUCAUCGAGAGCUACUCGGAGUACCUGUCGGGCCGCGGCCGGUCGGCAGUGUCCGUGCUGAACCGGGUGGCCGGUAUGACCCUCCCCCCGUACCGGGCCACCGGGGAGCACGUGGCCACCAUGUACUACAACAACCUGGCCUGCAUCCACCACUACCUCAACAAACCCAACGUGGCCGGAUACUACCUGCGGCGGGCCAUCGCUGAGAACGACGCCGCCACCGCGCCGCCGGCCAAAACCGAUGGUGACCGGUACGGCGGCGUGCCUGUGCACGCCAUCGGCGGCUCGCGGCACUACGAGCUGGUCUAUAACGCCGGUAUCGCCUUCCUGCACGCGGGCCGUCCCAAGCAGGCGUUCGACUGUCUGACGGAGGCCAUCCAGGUGUACCACACCAACCCGCGGCUCUGGCUGCGGCUGGCAGAGUGCUGCAUCCUGGCGCACAGACAGGAGAAGCACGGCGACGAGCCGGGCACGGCGGCCGGAGUCGGGGUGAAGAGGCAGAGUCUGAUUCAGGGCAGCAUUGGGGCCGGCGUGCACAGAAAACUGAUACUCCGGGCCACGCCGACCGCGGCCAGUUCGGACCAGAUCUCGGCAGCCAUCCCCAACCCGACGCUGGAGUUCGCCUCGCUGGCUCUGCGGAACGCCUGUCUGAUUCUUGGGGAGGACGGAGAGGGAGAGAGUCCCGUCACUGUCGAGCCGGCCAACCCCGUCACUCCCGACCAGGUCCAGACCCUGCGCUGCUCGGUGCUCUCGGCCUCCUCCUACGUGCACCUGUGUCUGGGCGACCCGGUGCUGGCCCUGGAGGAUGCCCGGAAGCUGCUCACCCAGCGGCUACUGGCCCCCGCCCAGCGGCUGCUCGGACACCUGUACGCCGCCGAGGCGCUCCUGCUGCUCGACAGGGCCGACGAGGCGCUCGAGCACCUCACGCCAGAUCUCAGCGCGGACGUGUCGCUGCACGCGCCGGACGUGGCGCCGUCGCCAGUCGAGCAGCGCUGGUACCCCAACUCGCCGGUAGGGGCGCGCAUGUGCCUCCAGUACAAUAUGGCCGUGGUGCGGACCAUCCGCGGCGAGCUGGAGCUCGCCUGGAACCUGCUCAGAACGAUGAACCCUGCCGCGCCUGAAGUGCCGCCUCAGGUGGUUCAGCUGGCCCUCUACCUCCAGCUGAAACACGGAAAUCUGGACAUAGUGCGGUCCAUCAUAAAGCAGCACUCCCCUCAGUAUCGUUAGCGGCAUCCUGUGACUGCCGUGACUGCAAUCGGCCCGCGACCGACUCGCCGUGACUGCGAUGGGUCCGGACCGCUCGGGCGACCAGCCGCCGUGUCCUAAUGAAUUUUCGGCGAGCCAGAAUAUUAUUAUUGACUUGCAAAUGCCCGUGUUGCGAGAUGAAAUACAUGUGGGAUAUUUC
This is a messenger RNA of Amphibalanus amphitrite, 2260 nucleotides long. RefSeq names its product CCR4-NOT transcription complex subunit 10-like. The transcript is spliced from 13 exons. Gene Ontology annotation, molecular function: protein binding. Gene Ontology annotation, biological process: mRNA catabolic process; negative regulation of translation. Gene Ontology annotation, cellular component: CCR4-NOT complex. The record is from RefSeq and is a predicted model, not a curated record. Lineage: Eukaryota; Metazoa; Arthropoda; Thecostraca; Balanomorpha; Balanidae. The coding region runs from base 202 to 2082 and encodes 626 amino acids.